Messenger RNA from Penicillium digitatum Pd1, 1695 nucleotides. Its product is annotated as tetratricopeptide repeat protein. The record is from RefSeq and is a predicted model, not a curated record. Lineage: Eukaryota; Fungi; Ascomycota; Eurotiomycetes; Eurotiales; Aspergillaceae. Gene Ontology annotation, molecular function: protein binding.
AUGACAAAAGCAUCAACUGAAGAAUAUCCAUAUAACCUUGGGUCUUACGGGAAGGUGAUUACAACCACUAGCCCGGAAGCCCAAAUAUGGUUUGACCGUGGGCUCGUGUGGGCGUACUCUUUCAACCAUAAGGAAUCUGUCGUCUGUUUCAAACAGGCACUGGUGCAUGAUCCAUUAUGUGUGAUGGCCUACUGGGGGAUGGCCUAUUCUCUCGGUCCCAACUACAACCAACCUUGGGAUUUUCUCGGCAACGAUUUGGCCGCCAUCGUUAAAAACACGUAUCGAGCGACAGUCAAAGCUCGAUUCCUCUCUAAAAAAAAUGGUUCCCCCCUGGAACAGGCCCUCACCAAGGCAAUCUCCGCCCGCUACCAAAGUGAUAAGCCGGCCAGCAUGGCACAAUAUGCUAUUCAAAAUCUGGCCUAUGCUGAUGCCAUGAAAGAGGCAUAUGAAAGUUUUAGUGAUGAUUUGGACGUGGUCACUCUGUACGCUGAUUCCCUGAUCAGCCUCACCCCCUGGAAAUUGUGGGACAAGGUGACCGGUGCACCAAACCCAGGUGCUCGUACCAUGGAAGCAAAGAGAGUGCUGGAGACAGCUCUCCAACAUAAAGAUGCCUCAAAACAUCCCGGCCUCCUGCACAUGUACAUCCAUCUUAUUGAAAUGUCGCCCUUCCCAGAAUUAGGUCUCCGACCGGCGGACUAUCUCCGCGAUCUGGUGCCAGAUGCGGGCCAUAUCACGCACAUGCCAUCCCACCUGGACGUGCUGGUUGGAGACUACCGAAGUGCCGUCCGCGCAAACCAGCGUGCCGCUAUUGCAGACGAGAAAUAUCUGGCGCUGAAAGGCCCAUUCAAUUUCUACUCCGUCUACCGCAUGCACACCUACCACUCUCUCAUCUACGCCGCCAUGUUUGCCGGCCAGAAACAGGCCGCAUUCAGAGCCGUGGAUCGCAUGGAGGCCACUUUGCCGAAAGAACUGCUCUCGGCACUGGCGGACUACAUCGAGGUCUUCAUGUCUGUGCGCGCACACAUCAUGAUACGGUUCGGCAUGUGGGAUGAAAUUAUCAAAAUCCCGAUCCCCUCAGAUCCAGAGCUGUACUGCAUGACGAUAGCGGUUCUGCACUACGCCAAGGGCGUGGCAUAUGCAGCCUCGGGGAACGUGCCGGAUGCAGAGCGUGAGCGAGAGCUCUACCGAGCCGCGCGAGAUCGGGUCCCCGAUACGCGCUUGGACUGGCCCAACAAGUGCAUCGAUAUUCUGGGGGUGGCGUCGGAAAUGCUGGACGGAGAGAUCGAGUACCGUCGUGGGAACUACACCGAGGCUUUCGAGCAUCUACGUCGCUCGAUUGACUUGGAUGAUAGUCUGGGUUACAGUGAGCCCUGGAGUUGGAUGCAGCCCACUCGCCAUGCAUAUGCGGCUCUUUUGUUAGAGCAGGGUCAUGUUGAGGAUGCAGCGGCUGUCUACCAGGCUGACCUGGGUCUUGAUAGCACUCUAAUCCGUGCUCGUCAGCAUCCGAAUAAUGUAUGGGCUUUGCAGGGCUAUCAUGAAUGUUUGAUACGUCUUGGUCGGCAUGAUGAGGCGCGCAUCAUUGGACCGCAGUUGGCGGUAGCAGCUGCCGUGGCUGAUGUGCCUGUAACGUCUUCAUGUUUCUGUCGUCUGGAUACCUCGCAAGCGCCCAAUCUUGGCAAGAGUUGUUGCAAAUAA